Messenger RNA from Prorocentrum cordatum, 3960 nucleotides. Lineage: Eukaryota; Dinophyceae; Prorocentrales; Prorocentraceae. The record is from the annotation of a GenBank genome assembly.
AUGGAGGAGCUGCGCGCCUCCAUGGAGGCGUUGCACGCCCGGUUGCAAGCACAGGAGAACGUUAUGCAGCAACUCCAGGGAGAGAGGCAACAGCUCCAGCAAGAGCUCCGGCAGGCCAGGAAGGCGCCCCGCGUGGAGCCGGCGCCCCCUCCGAGCGGCGUGGUCGACACCAGAGUAAUCGGCAAGCCAGGCGAGUUCGCAAGCGACGUGACGAAGUUCGCGGACUGGAUCUUCAAGAUGAAGUCCUACGUCGGCGCCGUGGACCACAGGUACCAGGACAAACUGAUGGAGGCAGAGCAGUCGCAGGUGACGAUACGGAACGCCACGAUGGAGCCGGACGUCGCCAGGCUCAGCACGCAGCUGUACUACAUUAUCGUGAUGGCCGCGUCCGGGUCGGCACUGGACAAGUGCCACAACGCGGGGGUGAACGAGGCCUUCGAGGCGUGGCGCCAGUUCGUGCUGGAGUGGGAGCCGAAGCUGAGGAGCCGGUUCGUCGGUCUUCGCAUGCAGGCGAUGGCUUACAAGUCCACGGGAGACAUUCCCAGCGCUCUCGAAGCCUUCGAGCGCCUCGCGUGGGACUACGAGAGCCACUCCAGCAAUAAUAUCAACGACAACGAGAAGAUCGGCGCGGUGAUGCUGGGAAUGGAGGACUCCAGCGCCGGCCUCGACGCGCGGCCCAAUAUUCGCGAGGAGAUCUCGGAGAUCACCCGGGCCCAGCAGUGCGGCGCUGGCAAGAAAGGCAAAGGCAAGAGAGGCAAGGCCGACGGCGGGGAGAACCCGAACGCCGAGAAGGAGUGUUUCCAUCGCAGGAGGACAGACCACGUGAAGGCCGACUGCAGGAAGAGGCAUCGAGACCUCGCCGCGGCGGAGAACAGGCGGGGGCCGCUCAGGGCACAGCGCGCCCCAGCACACGUCGACGUUCGUCCUCUAGGAGCCCUGCCCACAGCCGCAGCAGGUAGCGGCUGCGCGCCGGCCGUGCCGGGCCGCGACGCGGACGGACCCGUCCCAUUGGCAGCGACACGGACGGACACGAACGUGUCCCCGCGCGGAUUCGACCCGGCAGCCUGGGGCGAUUCGACAGUAGGCCCAGCGCGGCUCGCGACGGCGACGGACGACCCGGUCGUCGGCGACAGUGGGAAGCAGUCCCGUUUCGGUCUGCAGGGCGGCCGGCAGGUCACGGCGAGGUGCAACGAGGCAGAGGUGAAGUUCGCGAUCGUGAGCGUCGGGGAGGCGGCUGGCAAGAGCAAUUUGUUCCUCUUCGGCACGGGUCACCAGGUAAUGCUUCCCAGCGAGGCGCCUCCGGACCUCCUGCGGAUUCCCCAAUGUCCUAACGCGGUGAACUUGGAGAAACACUGCGGGGCGCAUUGGCAGCCGUGCCAAGCGGGGGGUCCGCGGGGCGCGACACCCUCGCGCCCCGCGCGGCCGGCGGCUGAAGUUCAGCGGGCGCCAGCGCAGGCUCCAGCUCAGGAGCCAGAACAGCAGGCAUGGGCCUCCAGCGGCGGUCUGGGCGCGGGCAGCCCCGCCCGGGCGCGGCUGCCGGAGAGCGAGGAGAGCCGCGCCGCUUCGCGCAAGAAGCUCCCUCCAGAGGUGUCGAAGCUCGAAUUCGACACCCGCCAAAUCACGCGCUUGCCUUUUCGUUCGUGGCGCCCCCGCUGCGCAGCGGGCCAGGCCAGCGACGACGCUCAUCGACCGCGCCCGGGCGCAACCGAGGGCGAGGCAAGGUUGGCCGGCCAUCGACCCGCGGCGGUUAAAGUCCGCUUCGCAGCGACGGUGGUCACGGGCGGCGAUCCGUCCGCGAUGGCAGUUGCCAGGGCUCUGAAAUUCACGGGCCGGGCGCGUGCCGCGAUUCUCUGCGACCAGGAGGGCGCCGUCAAGAAGCUGGCCGACAACGCCCGGGACAGCAUCGAGCGGGCGAGCUACGAGGUUGAGAAGCAGCUGCGGGCGCUCUGGUCGCGCUUCGAGCAGUGCUGCAACCUGACGGUGGAUUUGGAGCACAAGAUCUUGCCGCCCAUGGUCAGGCAGGCUGCCUGGCUUCUGGCCCAUUUCCAGGUCAAAGCGGACGGCAGGGCGGCCUGCGAGAGGCUUCGUGGUCGACUGCGCCGAGGCCAGGUUUCGGAGUUCGGCGAGUCCGUCUUCUACCGGGGCCCGCAGAAGGCGUCCGACAUGCCCAAGCUGGACGACAGGUGGAUGUUGGGCGCGUGGCUCGGCAGGAGCUUGGCCUCCGACGAACGCUACGUCGGCACUCCCGCCGGGGCGCGCCGAUGCCGGGGCGUCUACAUCACGCUGGACAGGCAGAUCCAGCACGGUGGCGCUCCGCGGUGCCCGGCGCGCUUCGGACGCGCGAAGGUGCACUCGCUUCAGUGCCGGGCGCGCUUCCAGGAGAUCAGGGACAGGGAGUCUCAAGCCGUGGCGGAGGCCCCGGCUGCGGGCAGCACCGCGCCGGCGGAGCAGCCCGGAGCAGGUGGGCGCGACCACCGACGGCCAGAACAAUGCAGAAGAUCUUGGCCGGCAUGCCGACACUCCACGCGGGGGAACCCGAGUAUCCCAACUUGGACGUGCCCUCCGGAUUUUUUUGCCGCAGCCGAGUUGGACAACUCGGAGCGGGCCCGGAAGAUCAUCGACUGGGGGCGGGCGCACUACGGGGUCAGGAGCGGCAAGGCGCUGGACAAGCAGAAGGUGCACGAGGGGCGCGUCCGCGAGCUCGCGCACAUGGAGAGGCUCGGCGUCGCUGAGCCGAUCUCUAUCGCGGAUGCUCGGUCGCGCGGCCCGGAUAUCGUCUACUCCAAGUGGCUGGGCGACGAGAAGCCCGCCGCCGAGGACGAGCAGGCGGUCAGGCCCAGGCUCGCGGCGACGCAGGUGAACACUUACAGCCGGGGGGGCGUCACCCAGGCCACGCCUCCGAUCAAGGCGCCCAGGGUGAUCGCGAGCGUGGCGGCCACGAAAAUCAACCCCAAGGGGCAGCGCGACAAGCUGAUUGGCCGGCGCGACAUCCGAGCGGCGUUCUUCCGCGCCGCCGGUUCGGGGAUGGUGGUAAUCAUUCCUCCUCGUGGCUUGGCAUCUCCGGGCGUGGGCUGGCGAGCCUUGAAGGCCAUGCAUGGGGCGCGCGAGGCCAGCGAGUGGGGCAACGAGGUCACCGACGCCAUGAAACUCGAGGGCGCCAGGCAGGUCGCAGCGGUGCCCAUGAUGUUCGUCUCUGACAGCUUCGGGUACGUGACGUGCUGCCACGGCGACGACUUCCCGACGGCAGGCCGCGACAAGGACUCGAGAGGAGCACCGACGCCGUCGUCUAGGUCGACCGCGGCCGGCAGGCGCGACAGGGGCGACGACCUGGAGGGCGAGGCAGCGACGACCUUCAAGCAGGGCGCGGGCGCCUCGCUGCACCUGUCCAUCAACCGCCCAACCACCCAGUUCGCCACGUCGCAGGUGAUGGCCGGGACGGGCAUGCCGAAGGUGUUGCGCGGCCUGCAGCUGCAGCGCGUGGCGCGCUACAUAUAUGUUCUGACGGAGGUGCGGCUCUUCAGGUAUCAGCAGGAGCCCGGCGGCCUGUGUGUCCACGCGGACACGGACUGGGCAGCUGACGAGCCGACGAAGUCAACAUCGUGCACGGUGGAGCGGUACGGGGACCACAUGCUGGCCGAGUUCUCCGGCAUCGCGCGCGCGGUGGCGAUCGGCAACCGGACGAGCCAGAUCUUAUGCCACAUGGGCCUGGCGAGCGACCUGCUCGCGGCGUCAGACAGCUCGGCUGCGCGAGGCAUUUGCGCCCGGACGGGGUCCGGCAAGGUCCGGAAUUCGGCGAUCAAGGAGCUGCGGGUGCAGGAAACACUGAGGAACAGGGAGCUCGAGCUCGCGAUCGUGGACGCGCUCCUGAAUUUGGCCGACAUCGGCACGAAGGCGCCUGCAGCCGAUAGGCUGGACUUCCUAACGAUCCAGGAGGGCGCGGGCAGGACCGCCCAUGAUUGA